AGUGCCGAAAAGCGGCUUUCUCAAGGGAGAAGGCGUGGCUAAUGCGGCUUUGCGUAGAGAUGUCACAGGGAAGGAAGAGUCUAGUGUACCCGUAGCGACUGCAGAAGGGAAACGCGGUGGUUGGUUGCUUGGGCCGGCAGGGCUGGAAACAGCGUCGCUCUGCCUGGUUUAAUUUUCCCUCAUUUCUUUCUCUCCCCUCUCCCACCCAUGCUUUAGAAAGGAACCAAAUAUUUUACUCCGUAAAAAUACAAAGUUUACGUGUACAGUCAGUACAUAACCCUGCAGCCCAGGGUUCCGUCCAGCAUCACCCAGGGACUUCACGCUCUCCCUCGCCGAAGGAAGAAGCAAGAGCUCCCUCGCCCAAAGAAGGAGCAACAGCCAAGGAAAGCGCAGCACCUCCGCAAUCAUCCCUUUCACCCAGGGAAAGGGACAAAGCAGGGCUUAAUCUACCUUCGCGCAGCCGCAUCCCUUCCACCGACAGCAUGCCGGACAAGAAGUUCUUCGAGAAUCUCUCAGGAAAAGGGAAAGCCAUCGGAGUGUUGACCAGCGGCGGCGAUGCUCAAGGUAUGAAUGCAGCAGUCCGUGCAGUAGUGCGUAUGGGAAUUUAUGUUGAAGCAAAAGUAUAUUUUAUCUAUGAGGGUUACGAAGGCAUGGUCGAUGGAGGUGCAAAUAUUGUUGAAGUUACAUGGGAAAGUGUUUCGAGUAUCCUCCAAGUGGGAGGGACGGUUAUUGGCAGUGCACGCUGCAAAGCUUUUCGAUCCCGGGAGGGUCGUUUGAAGGCAGCCUGCAACCUGGUUAAGUAUGGAAUCACUAACCUUUGUGUGAUUGGCGGGGAUGGCAGCUUAACAGGUGCUAAUAUCUUUCGUGAGGAAUGGAGUGGACUGUUAGAGGAGCUGGCAAAAAAUGGUGAAAUUGCAGAAGAUGCUGUUAAGAAGUACGCUUACCUCAACAUUGUGGGAAUGGUUGGCUCCAUUGACAAUGACUUCUGUGGUACAGAUAUGACCAUUGGCACUGACUCAGCCUUGCAUAGAAUCAUUGAAGUUGUGGAUGCCAUCAUGACCACUGCUCAAAGCCAUCAGAGGACCUUUGUCCUGGAAGUGAUGGGAAGACACUGUGGGUACCUAGCUCUUGUUAGUGCCUUAGCCUGUGGCGCAGAUUAUGUCUUUAUUCCUGAAUAUCCACCUGAGGAAGGAUGGGAAGAUCAUAUGUGUAGUAAGCUUUCUGAGAACCGUGCACGAAAGAAAAGGUUGAAUAUCAUAAUUGUAGCAGAAGGUGCCAUUGAUUCCCAUAACAAAUCUAUAACUUCAGAACAAGUUAAGGAUCUUGUGGUGCAACAGCUAGGGUAUGACACUCGUGUGACUAUCCUUGGCCAUGUUCAAAGAGGAGGCACGCCCUCUGCAUUUGAUAGGAUUUUGGCAAGUCGCAUGGGUGUGGAGGCUGUUCUUGCCCUUCUAGAGGGUACACCUGAAACUCCUGCUUGUGUGGUAUCCCUGACUGGAAAUCAAGCUAUCCGUCUGCCUUUAAUGGAGUGUGUGCAGAUGACCCAAGAUGUACAGAAAGCCAUGGAUGGAAGACAAUUCAGUGAGGCUGUGCAACUUCGUGGAAGGAGUUUUGAGAACAACUUGAAUACUUACAAGCUGUUGUCUACCAAAAAAUCAGCGGCUGACCUUCCCAAGACUAACUUCAAUGUAGCUGUUUUAAAUGUUGGUGCUCCGGCAGCUGGGAUGAAUGCUGCUGUUCGAUCUGCCGUGAGAAUUGGUAUAACUGAAGGACACAAAAUGUUUGCUGUCACUGAUGGGUUUGAAGGCUUUUCUGGAGGGCAGAUCAAAGAAAUCAGCUGGGGAGAUGUUGGAGGUUGGACUGGCCAAGGCGGAUCAAUUCUUGGCACAAAACGUACGCUUCCUGGAAAGUAUAUGGAAAAGAUUGCAGAGCAAAUGCGAACUCAUAAUAUCAAUGCCCUCCUGGUUAUUGGUGGAUUCGAGGCCUACUUGGGACUUUUGGAACUCUCCGCUGCCCGGGAGAAAUAUGACGAGUUCUGUAUUCCCAUGGUUAUGGUUCCUGCAACCGUAUCCAACAAUGUACCGGGUUCUGAUUUCAGCAUUGGUGCAGACACUGCUCUGAAUACUAUCACUGAUGCCUUUGAGAGCUGUCUGCAGUUACUUGAAGCACGGCCCCGCUUUGAGGAGUUUUGCAUUCCUAUCUGUGUGUUGCCUGCUACUAUUAGCAACAAUGUGCCUGGCACCGACUUCAGUAUCGGUGCUGACACUUCUCUGAAUACCAUUGUAGAGACCUGCGACCGAAUCAAGCUGUCAGCAAGUGGGACAAAGCGCCGUGUGUUCAUCAUUGAAACCAUGGGCGGCUAUUGCGGCUACUUGGCAAAUAUGGGGGCCCUUGCUGCGGGGGCUGAUGCUGCAUACAUCUUCGAAGAGAAAUUUGAUAUUCGAGAGCUUCAGGCCAAUGUGGAACAUUUGACUGAAAAGAUGAAAACCAGCAUUCAACGUGGAUUGGUGCUGAGGAAUGAAAAUAGUAGUGAGAAUUACACAACUGACUUCAUUUACCAGCUUUAUUCUGAGGAAGGGAAAGGAGUCUUUGACUGCAGAAAGAAUGUCCUGGGUCACAUGCAGCAGGGUGGGGCCCCUUCUCCAUUUGAUAGAAACUUCGGGACAAAAAUUUCAGCAAAGGCCGUGCUGUGGCUCUCUAAGAAACUGAAAGAAAGCUAUCGAAGAGGAAGAGUAUUUGCCAACACUGAGGACAGUGCUUGUCUCCUGGGAAUGCGCCGAAGGAACCUUCUUUUCCAGCCUGUGGUCCAGCUGAAGGUUGAAACAGACUUUGAGCAUCGAAUUCCUAAGGAACAGUGGUGGCUAAAGCUACGGCCUCUGAUGAAAAUUCUGGCCAAAUACAAGACCAGCUACGACAUUUCAGAUUCCGGACAGUUGGAGCAUGUGCGCAGACCAAAACCGGCAGAAGCUUGAGCUGAUGAGCCGAAGGUGUUAUACUGUUAAAGAGUGCAAUAGUUCUCCAUUGUGUGUCAAUGAUGCUUUAGAAUACUUGUUGCAGCUUUUUGUAACAUUAAGUUAUUGUGGAAAAGCAAAGCAACCAUCACAAACGUUCUCUACCAGGUAUUGUCUUAGGCUUCUUAAAAAUACACCACACAAACACCCUAGCGCCUAACUUAACAAAGAAAACCCAAUUACCAAUGUGUUCCUUACCAAUAACGUACAAAAAUGGUUCUAUGCACUCAAUGUGAUGUUAUUCAUCUCUUGCACUUUUACCAGAUAGUGUUUACACUUGUGUAUAUAUUACAGAAGCUUAGUUUUUGUGUCAAAUUUAAAAGGAAACUUAUGUAUGCCCCCAACCAGAAUAAAAAACUGUAUUAAACGAAA
Molecule: messenger RNA, 3383 nt
Organism: Rhineura floridana
Lineage: Eukaryota; Metazoa; Chordata; Lepidosauria; Squamata; Rhineuridae
Gene: PFKP
Product: phosphofructokinase, platelet
Exons: 23
Coding region: 483-2972 (829 amino acids)
Biological process (GO): fructose 6-phosphate metabolic process; fructose 1,6-bisphosphate metabolic process; canonical glycolysis
Cellular component (GO): membrane; 6-phosphofructokinase complex; cytoplasm
Molecular function (GO): 6-phosphofructokinase activity; ATP binding; AMP binding
Source: RefSeq, a predicted model, not a curated record